Colletotrichum destructivum is the source of this 1186-nucleotide messenger RNA. RefSeq lists its product as uncharacterized. Gene Ontology annotation, molecular function: RNA polymerase II cis-regulatory region sequence-specific DNA binding; transcription coregulator activity. The transcript is spliced from 2 exons. The coding region runs from base 269 to 1075 and encodes 268 amino acids. Gene Ontology annotation, biological process: regulation of transcription by RNA polymerase II. NCBI's taxonomy places the organism in Eukaryota, Fungi, Ascomycota, Sordariomycetes, Glomerellales, Glomerellaceae. The record is from RefSeq and is a predicted model, not a curated record. Gene Ontology annotation, cellular component: core mediator complex; mediator complex.
CUUCACCUCCAAAACCCCGAACCACGAUACCCCGCGACAUCUACGCCUUCGCAAACGAGUGAGGUCCCGCCCGCUUCGCGUCGCUAAAUACCUCGACUGCUCCGGAUCCUUUGGCUUGCGACAAUUUAAAGAAACCAGUACAUGCGACCCGGCGCCGCGGCCGCUAUUGCGAGAAAACAUUACGACUUCAACAUUUGACGGACGACCCGAACCCACGAUCGAGCUCGCACACCUCGCCUGCCAGUCGUCGCGGCGAUAACACGUAACUAUGGAGAAGCCCAAUGCUCUCGGUAUUUCCGCCGACGAAUUCAAAGCCAUUGAGCAGACGCGACAGCGUCUGUUCCAGCUGUCCAACAGCAUCCAGGGUUUGAAAAUUGACGUCCUAAAGAGCAACCCGCUCCCGCCCCCAUCAUCCCUUCAGGCGCAAUCCCAGAUCCUCCUCCGCAACCUGCAGUCCCUCCUCGAGACGCUGACGGAGAACACCCACGUCUUCCAGCACCUGCAUGUUUACCCGGACGUCGCGUACCCGGGCCGCGUGCACGAGAAUAUCCUCCUGCAGCUCCUCCGCAAGAAGCUCGAACCGGGCGUCGAAGAGUGGGUCGAGCGCGGGCGCGAGACUACGAGAGAGUUGCGUGCGUCUUCUUCCGAAGGCGGCAGCGGCGGCGCGGGCGAGGCCGGACUUGAAGAUGUCUGGCGCGGAGUGCGCGAGUGGACCGUUGAGCGCGUGCAGCGGUACGUUCUCGAAGAGGCCGGUGACGUCUACACCGAGGAGGAGCGCGAGCGCGGCAUUGAGAACGUGAGGACGGGACUGAAGCGGAAUCUCGAAGACGACGAGGAAGAAGAAGAGGAGAGCGAUGAGGAAGGUGGCGGUGAUGGUGGUGGUGAGGACGGUGAUAUCAUCAUGUCCGGGCAGGAUCAUCAGCAGCAGCAGCAGGCGAAGCCGCCGAAGCCAACGGGUCCCGAACCCGAGAUGCUGUUUUGGUUCGAGGCGAGAGGGGACUUUGACUUGCCGCGGAACGUAGACCUGUUGAGCCAGGCGGGCACAAAGCGCGGGCAGAUGGGGGCGAGGAAGUAAAAAUGGUUUCCCGAGGUUCUAGGGAGGAUAUGAUACCCAGCCGUGACGACGGCCUCCGACCCGUAGAUGAGAAUAUCUACAAAAAACCAAUCGCGUUCAGAUGAUCCGGUU